ACUACACCUGUUGAUUAUGAAGCAUGUGACAAAUAACAUUUGAUUAGAUCUGAUGGUUUGCCACCAGAGGUGAAAGUAGGAGCCUGCAGCAUAUUGUCACAUUUCAAAUGAAGCAUUUACUGUCCUUGUCCUUUAUUUGUGAUGAAAAUAGAGAUGAACGUGAUGAAAAGGCGACAGAGGUUUCAUAGGAGCUGCGACACAGGGCGCAGCAGAGUAAUCUGGUUACAUCAACCGUCAUUUAAUUCAUUUUUUCUGCUAAUCCCUGCUCUAUGUCCUCUGCCCUGAGGCUGAAUAAACACACGUGGCCUGUUACAUCAGUAACGCAUUAAUAAUUAAAUAACGUGUCUAAUAGAUAAUGUCAUGUUCUCUCCUUUUUCUCCAUUUCUUUCCGUUUAUCCACUGCGUCUCAGCGGGGACCGUUUGUCCAAGUAGUGCCGUGCCAUGCUGCUGUGCUGAAGCUGCUUGAGCACUGGAAGGGGACCCGAGAGGAGCAGGGGAGGGGAUCAGAGGAGGAAGGGAGGGGAGGAGGGGCGGGGAGCACUGAGCACAGCGAGUGACUGGACUGUGUAUUGAAGGUGAAGAUCAGUCCAGCACCACAAAGAGACAACAGUAGGAGACGUUGUAAAGGCCAUGGAGGUUCCGCGUGUGGACGACAGCACCAGCAGCCCUGUCAGCCGUUGUGACGACAUGAUGAAGAACCUGAAUUUGGACUUGAUACAGCCGAGUGACAGGGAAGGAGACAACUCUCAGGACAGCAGCAUCGUGGAAAAGGAGGAUCUUCCUGUUCCUCAGAACGUCAAGAUCACCAACAUCACCUGUGACUCCUUCAAGAUCAACUGGGACAUGGACUGUAGAGCCAAGGACCACAUCACUAACUACUUCAUAGACCUCAACAAGAAGGAGCACAAUAACUCCAACAAGUUCAAACACAAGGAUGUCCCCACUAAGCUGGUGGCGAAGGUGGUGCCACUGCCCAUGACAGUGAGAGGCCACUGGUUCCUGAGCCCCAGGACAGAUUACACUGUAGCUGUCCAGACUGCCUCCAAACAGAGUGACGGGAACUAUGCUGUCUCUGAAUGGAGUGAGAUCAUCGAAUUCUACACUGCAGACUACUCUACUGUGCAUCUGAUACAGUUGCUGGAGAAGGCCGAGGUGAUAGCUGGUAGGAUGUUGAGAUUCUCAGUGUUUUAUCGGAACCAGCAGAAUGACUACUUCAAUAAAACGAGAGAGACACAGGACAACCGGAUGCUCCCGACUGUAAAGGACAACAGUGGCAGCCACGGCUCUCCCAUCAGUGGCAAGCUGGAAGGCAUCUACUUCAGCUGCAACACGGAGUUCAACACAGGCAAGCCCCCCCAGGACUCCCCCUACGGACGCUACCGCUUCGAGAUCCAGGCCGAGGUCCUGUUCAACCCCAAGACCAACCUGUACUUCGGGGACUUCUACUGCAUGUACACAGCCUACCACUACGUGAUCCUGGUGCUGGCCCCAGAGGGCUCCCCAGGGGACCGAUUCUGUAAGGGCCGCCUCCCGGCGCUGGACAUCUUAGACAACUGCUUCCUGACAUGCACCCAGGAGGAGGAGGAGGGGGGGCGGCUGGUGUUCCACCACGCCCAGGAUGUGAUUCUCGAGGUGAUUUACACCGAGCCCGUGGACCUGGCCCUAGGCAGCGUGGAGGAGAUCCAAGGACACCAGCUCAGUAGCAUGUCCACCAUCAAUGCUAAGAAGGACCCCAGUUGUAAGACCUGCAACAUCAGCGUGGGACGCUAACCAGCAAACCGUGGGGAGGGAGGGGGCGUUACUACGAGGUCCCUGCAGUUCUACGGAAAAUAAUACUUCUCUAACCCUAUUGGCUGUGGUGAUUCUCUAAUCCUAUUGGCUGUGGUGAUUCUCUAACCCUAUUGGCUGUGGUGAUUCUCUAACCCUAUUGGCUGUGGUGAUUCUCUAAACCUACUGGCUGUGGUGAUUCUCUAACCCUACUGGCAGUGAUGCUUCUCUAACCCUAUUGGCUGUGGUGAUUCUCUAACCCUAUUGGCUGUGGUGAUUCUCUAACCCUAUUGGUUGUGGUGAUUCUCUAACCCUACUAGCUGUGGUGAUUCUCUAACCCUACUGGCAGUGAUGAUUCUCUAACCCUAUUGGCUGUGGUGAUUCUCUAACCCUAUUGGCUGUGGUGACUCUCUAACCCUACUGGCUGUGAUGAUUCUCCAACCCUACUGGCUGGUGUGACUCUCUAACCCUAUUGGCUGUGGUGAUUCUAACAGUCAUAUUAUACAUAUUAACAGUCUAACAGUCAUAUUAUACAGGUGCAAUGUAAUGAUAUGCCAAAGGUAACAAAACCUUGACCAAGCUGCUAGAAACAGGCCGUGGUAACAGCUUCAACAAGGCAUAAUGGAUUAGUAUUACGUAACAUGGUCUUGCAAUGGAAUGUGAUUACUUGAUCAUUCUAAUGUUAUCUUGUAAUGGAAUGUGAUUUCUGGAUGAUUCUACGGUAGUGAUUAAAUCCGAUCGUGGGUUAUAGGUAUUGCGGUUUUUAAAGACAAGUUCCUAUGAAGCUGACAUAUCCAGCGUUUACAGUGAAUGGGAUCUCCACGAAUGAAGGAACAAUACCUAUAACCCGCAAUGGGAUUGAAUCCCAGCCUGAAGCAUGGCAGGUUGCAGCAUUACACUGAUGUCAGUCUGAUGUCUUCACAUCCUCGUUGUUGUCUGAUGGGUUCUGUGUUAUAUGUAUUGCAAUCAUUAACAGAAACCACAUUAUCCUGUGUUCAACAUAAUAAACAUCA
This is a messenger RNA of Oncorhynchus mykiss (rainbow trout), 2780 nucleotides long. Lineage: Eukaryota; Metazoa; Chordata; Actinopteri; Salmoniformes; Salmonidae. The record is from RefSeq and is a predicted model, not a curated record.